Chironomus riparius is the source of this 2030-nucleotide messenger RNA. The record is from the annotation of a GenBank genome assembly. Lineage: Eukaryota; Metazoa; Arthropoda; Insecta; Diptera; Chironomidae.
AAGUUUGUAAAGCAAACAUGGAAACAACGUUUACGGAUUUAAUUCAGGAUUUCCAUAGACAAGAUACUGGAAGACACUCAAUUUUUAAUCCAAUAGUUAAAGACAAGAUUAUUAAUUAUGAAAACGUAAUAAAUUUAUCAAAAGUUGAGGAUAAUUUGAACAAAGGACUUUAUAUAUCAAAUUACUGGAUGUUUAUUGAGGAUGUCAGCAAAUGUUUUGAAUUUAUUUUCAAUAAUUUUAUCAGCAGAAUGCCAAUUUAUGUAUUGGCAAUAGAUUGCAAGCAGCAAUUUGAUUGGAAAAUAGACAAAUUUAUGAAGAGAAGAGGAUAUUGUUGCGGAUUUUGGCAUGCAAGAAAAUCAAAGAAAAUUCAAUGUUCAGGUUCAAGGAAGUGUAUAGUAAAACCAAAUGCUGCUUAUUUCAGAUACGGUUCCUGGGCUUUUUGUGAAAAGUGUUUGAGAAAAUUUCCGAGCACAGGCAUCAAAUUGGGCGAUAAUAUAUCCGUCAAUAAAGCAGAUUUUAAAUUCUGCUUCUACACCAAUGAGGAGUCUGAAGAUUUUGUAUCAUGUACUAAAUGCAAAAAGUUAUUUCACGAGCGCUGUGUUCUGCACAUCAAGCAAUCAGGAAUACCAUUUUAUUGUCAAAGAUGUAGAAUUGGAGAACCAGAGCUGAAAAUAAUCAACAUCUCUUCGGAACAGAUUGCAAAGACAGAAUGUGACACUUAUAUCGAAAAUUUCUUAAGACAGCACAAAAUUCCAAAUUGUGUUAAUAUUGUAGUAAGAUUGGUAAGCAACGUGCCCACAACUUUCACCAUAAAUCCUGUCAUUGCCAAGUAUCAAGAUAAAAAUUAUGGACAUGAAAUAAGUUAUAAUAAUUGCGUCAUUUUCGUCUUUCUCAAAUUAUCCGAUGGCACAGAAAUUUGUUUCUUCGGAAUAUAUUUCCAGCUUUAUGGUAACUCGAAGUGUCCAGUUCCAAACAAGAAUUCAGUAUAUCUUAGCUACAUUGAUUCUGUCAAACUGUGUAUCGUUAAGGAACGAACAAAAAUCUAUCAAUUUAUUCUACUCGGAUUAUUUAAAUAUUUAAAGAUGAAAAACUUUCGACGAAUAUUUAUUUGGAGCUGUCCACCAAAGCGUGAUGUAGACUAUAUUUUUCACGAGAAACCAUCUGAUAUGAAGAUGCCAACAAAGGGGAGAUUAGGAGAUUGGUAUAAAAAAUUAAUGAAAUUGGCAGUUGAUGAACAUAUUGCAGAAUCAUUUAGUGGAAUCAAGAAGUUUGCGGACGAUGAGAAUUGGGAAGAUAUUAACAAUAUUCCUUAUAUUGAUUCUGAUAUGUGGCCGAUUAGACUUGAAGAAGCAAUUAUUGCUGCCGAAAAGGAUGCUACGACUGACAUAAUGAAGAAAAUAAAUGAGCUAAUGGAAGAUCAAAAGAUUGGUUUCGAUAAACAAUAUUUUGUGCUGCAUCUUAGCUCAAAUUCAACAUUAAUUAAGGCUGAACUUCCUGAAGUUAUAAAAGGAAAGUGGAUAAACAACAGAAAUGAUCUAGUGGACAUGUUUUGGGAAAACAAAUUAGAAUAUUCGAACGAAAGACUUGCAAAAUUUAGCACAAAAGUUGUGCUUUAUAGAAUGUUUGCAGACGACUCUAUCUGCUCUAUUUGUGGCAAAUUUUCUGAAGAUGGUGUCAAUCUAUUUCUCUUAUGCAAAUCUUGCGUUAUGGGAACUUGGAAGCAGAAAAAUCAGCUAAAAGAAACUGAUUGUUCAAUCUCAGAGUCUUUUAACUCAGAAGACGAUGCUAAAAUUCAACAACAUUCGACAUGUGAGAAUAUAACAAUAAUAGACGAAAUAAUUGACGCUGAUCAAUCAAACAUAACUGAAAUAUUCGAUGAUAUCGUCAUGGGCGAAGUAUUCGUUGAUCUAACAUGCGAAGAAAGAUGUAAAAAAUUGAGUUUUGGAGAUUUUAUUGAUCUAACAAGAGAUGAUUCUGAUUACGAAAUAAUAGAGCCUGUACAAUAUGCUACAAUUGAUUUGUGCAACUAA